UAAUCCGAAGCAUUUUUCAUCUCGCACCCACCGAGAAAGGUCGAGUUUUACUAAGGAUGGAAAAGGGAAAGACGAUUUUUCUUGAUAUAUUCAGGCGAGCAGAUAAGAAUGAUGAUGGGGCCAUUUCCUGGGAGGAGUUUGUUCAAUUUUUUGCGGACGGUGUCAUGGGAAAAGAAGAAAUGGAGAAGUUGUUCAAUGAAAUCGACACACACAACACCAAUAACAUAGAUACGGGAGAACUGUGUGAGUACUUCAGUAAUCACCUGGGGGAGAUGAAGAAGAUCUAUUCUCUGGUGGAGGAUCUCAAUCACAAAGUGACCAGUGUCCUGCAGUCUACAGCCAAGUCUUACCCUGAAAAGAGCAGAAAUGACAAGUUCAUCAAUCGUUUCCUACUGCGGGAGUGUAUUGGUCAGCUGACUGCCCUACAGCGCCCUCUAGAAUCAGCAUCGGACCACAUGGAUGACGAAGCUAGGCUGGAAAACUCUGAAGUCAAGCCUAUCGAACUUCGCGAUGUCCUGCCUAAACCAGAUCUGAUACCGGGUCGAGUUGGACGACGUACGAAGCGCCAGAUCAGUAGUCAGACCUCGCUCCAAACAGAGGGAUCUGUGAAUCCUGUGGCACUGGCUGCUCAAGUUGACCGUUUGUCGGAGUUGCUGGAUCGAUUGGAACAUGGGGUCAAUUUUAAAGGAUUUGUUGAUGAGGACAUGAAUGCCACAGAAGAAGAUCAGUACAUCCUGCAGCAGAGAAGCAUGGAGGUAGUUAAGGAGAAGGAGGAUGACUUCCGCGCGACAUUACGUCAGUACAUUGAGGACACCAACAACGCACCAGGGGCACUCAACAUUAGCGUGAGGUACUUUAAAGACUCAGGACUCUAUACUCUGUAUGAGGUUUGGGAAGCAGACGACAAAGAAAAACAGUACCGGGAAACAAAGGCGUUUGACUCGGUGUUUACUAAUCUUACAUCAGGAACUACUUUGUCUUCAAUCUCUUUUCCAAAGGCAUGGUGGAUCAAGUAAGAAAACCCCAGCUGGCAGGGAAUUUAACAGGCUCGACUACACCAAUACAGUAAAACACAGUUAUAGUGAACCUCCCGGGCAGUGAAAAACAGUUCGUUUAGCCAAACUUCGUUAUACUGUAAAACAUGAUUAUAGCAAACCUCCAGGGUCAAUGAAAAACAGUUUGUUAUCACUUUGUUUUAUCCAAUAAGAUUUUUCAUUAUUUUCCUCAUAUAGCGAAAUAUAUACCACUUCACAAUAAACAAGAAUUUGUUAUACGUGUUGUGUUUGUUAUAAAUGUGUUUUACUGUAGUUUUGUGUAUGUCCCCUGUGUAGUCAAUGUAUAAAUAGUUAUACCCACCCUGUGUAGUCAAUGUAUAAAUAGUUAUACCCAAUGUGCAUGUACUUUGUAUUGUAUUUUGAUAUUUAUACCUGUUUAGUCCUAUUGUUGUAGAAAAUGAUUUAUUUAUAGAGCUGUAAUCAUGUACAAUGCAGGGAUAAUAUUGCGACUUUUGUUAAAGUCUCUGACUUCCAACGAUACCGUCUGAACAAUCAUACGUUUAUAAAGUACUUAUAGUGUAUGCAUAAAAUUUUGUUAUAUUCUGUUCACAAAGACACGCACGUGUUGACGGAUUUUGAUUUAAAAAAUCAAUUACGCCAACAAGAAAUGGGAAGUAACAGGGUAAUUUACAAGUUUUCAUUGUCUCUGGUUAAUUCUUGUUUCAUUGUCUUUAAUAGAACAGGGCUUAUAAUGUUAUUAAAAAGCAAGUCGAUUGUGUUUGGAUGUGGCAUUGGCAUAAUAUUAUAUUUACAUGUACAUUUUCAAUGAUUUUAUCUUAAAAAUCUGUACCAAUUAAAAUAAAAGCCAUUUUCUCAUGAAUGUAAACAAUGUGCAUAUGAAUCUUGUUAAAUAAAGCACGACUAUUCUAAUGGCAGGGAAUAUUCCGACAGAAGUGAAAAUAAAAUAUAAAAAAUGGAUUUCAUUUUGAAAAUAAAUGAGGGUAUGAACAGCCACACUUCACGCCAGCAUACUUUUUCUGAAACACUAAUGCCUCCCCAUGAAGUCUGCUGGCAUAAAGCAUCAUACAGCCACACUUCCCGUCAGCAUACUUUCAGUACUUUGAUUCUUAAGCGCUAAUGCCUCCUCAUUAAGUCUGCUGGCAUAAAGCGUCAUAGAUUAUACCCUCGUGUAUUUUCAAAAAUGAAAUUUAUUUUUUGAAUAUGCAACUUUUAAAAUUAAAGCAUUUAUGCAAAAGAAACAUGAUAUUUUUAGUUGGAUCUUUGUCAAUUUUUGUCCUCUUUUGUAUUGAUGUAUCUUACAAAUGUAGGUAUUAAAAUGAAUGUACGAAAAUCAACAAGGUGUACAAAGUGCACACAGGGGUGUAUUUUAUGUUUGUAUUUAUGUAUCUGCCCUUUGUCUUUUCUUGUUUAUUGUCUGAAUUACAAACCACACCUGUUGCAUAUUACUUUCAUUUUUUAAGUAAGUAUACUCAUACUUUUUUAUUUUCAAUUUCUUCGAGUAUUAAGUCAACUGUAAUUAAGUGUAUCGAUUUAUUUGACUGUAAACUGCACCAUUGUUUAAAUUUGUUAGAUUGCAAUAAAACUCAAGACAUUAA
Ostrea edulis (European flat oyster) is the source of this 2611-nucleotide messenger RNA. RefSeq names its product N-terminal EF-hand calcium-binding protein 1-like. Lineage: Eukaryota; Metazoa; Mollusca; Bivalvia; Ostreida; Ostreidae. Gene Ontology annotation, cellular component: cytoplasm. The transcript is spliced from 12 exons. Gene Ontology annotation, molecular function: calcium ion binding. Gene Ontology annotation, biological process: regulation of amyloid precursor protein biosynthetic process. The coding region runs from base 57 to 1016 and encodes 319 amino acids. The record is from RefSeq and is a predicted model, not a curated record.